This is a messenger RNA of Coprinopsis cinerea okayama7#130, 870 nucleotides long. RefSeq lists its product as hypothetical. The transcript is spliced from 7 exons. The record is from RefSeq and is a predicted model, not a curated record. NCBI's taxonomy places the organism in Eukaryota, Fungi, Basidiomycota, Agaricomycetes, Agaricales, Psathyrellaceae. Bases 1 to 870 code for a protein of 289 amino acids.
AUGCAGGACUAUAAGGAUUCCCUUUCAAUAGGUUUGGCUUUUUUAGUUCAAGCUACUCCUUCGUGGUAUCGCCCCGAAACACAAAAGAAAAAACGCCGAGAUGUUGUUUCCUUGUUGUCUCAACAGCCCCUACUCAACAAAGGGGACCUCCAGGGUCGCCUUGCUCCUGGUUUCUGGGGGAAGGCAAACGCGGCACCUGAAUGCCCAAACGGACGCAGCCCCAUUGGAUCAGAUCGACCGUACUCCUCCGUCUCUUCUCCCCCCGGCAGUGACAAAUCAUCGUCCACGCCCUCCUCUUCCACUCCCAGUAUAUUCUGUUCCAGAACGUCGUCUUCGGAUCUCCCAGCAACUGCAAGCGGCGAUUCGAGGACGUCGAGUAGUGGUCAUUCAUCUCGCUGCAGCGUGCCCCCGGAACUUUCCCGCGAGGAUUGUGUCCGCUCAAAACUGAGAGUUGCCGCGCUGCUAGCCGAUUCGCAGAGGAUGUAUCGGCUCGAGGUUGUGCAACAGCCGAAAGUUGCUUCAGAGUUUGGCACGAGCAACCUCAAGCGAUUGCCAAUUACCCCUCCGAUAAUUGUGCGGCUGGACAUACAAGACAGCAUGGGUAAACCCCUCACACCGGAUGAGGAACUCCCCUUCCUCGUAGCGCAUCUCUCACUCUAUACCGAAGACGGAACCCAGUCCUUGGACCAAGGUUCCCAACUCGGUCCACAAAACCAAGAAACCCUCCUCUACGGAGGCCUGAUCUCUGUUAAUGGCCAGGGGAAUGUGAGAGUCGCGGAGACUGGAACGCCUUUGUGUCAUGUGCGUACUGCGCCUUUUGGGGUUGUAGCGCGGUCUGAGUAUGUUGCGGCUGCAGGGUGCGCGUAUUGA